AUGCAAAUUGUGACGGACUCACUAUUCGUGAUCGAUGGACUUACCAAACACCUCCAAGCCUGGGAGGACAAGGGCUGGAAAGGACUUGUGCUCGCGGAAAUGAUCCAAGACGUUGCGGCACGACUCCGGAGCAGGUCGGCGCCGGUAACUUUCAAAUGGGUUAAAGGGCAUAGCGGAGUCCCGGGAAACGAUGGAGCGGACGAACUAGCAAAGGCGGGAGCGAGCCUCGAGGCCCAGCAGACAUCUAGCCUCCCGCCACCGCCAAGAGGCUUUGUAGCGACGGGAGUCAAAAUGACAGCCCUGACGCAAAAGAUGGCGUAUAAGUCGAUAAUCGAGGACCAAAGGACAGCGAGGAAAUCGACUGACCAUAUGAUCGAACAAAUCCGGGACUGCCUGGCGGACGACUGGAACCUGCAUCCCCAUGAAGGGGCUAUAUGGAAAGGAAUAAGGGCCCAACAUGUGCGGCGCUCAUUCCGAGACUUCUGGUGGAAAGCAAUCCACGGAGCACUCAAAAUAGGCAGGUAUUGGGAUAACAUACCGGGCUACGAACAGCGUGCAAACUGCAACCACUGUGGGUGCCUUGAAACGCUAGAGCACAUCAUACUAGAAUGCGACGCCCCAGGGCAGGGGGAAAUAUGGGAAUUAGCAAAGGCGAUCCUCCGGAGACGCGAAGUACGCAUGCCGGCGCUCCGAAUUGGAUCAGUGUUGGCGGCGCCAAUACUCUCGCUGAAAGGCAAAUCAAAAACCAAUGAAGCGGGGAAAGACAGGCUAAUGCAAAUAGUGCUCACCGAAGCAGUCCACCUAAUCUGGAAGAUGCGCUGCGAACGCACGAUUAGCGUAAGCUUUGACCCGGCCAAAGACCACUCUCACAGAGAGAUAACAAAGCGAUGGGCCGCGGUAAUGAACAAAAGACUGCAAAUAGACCAAGGGCUAGUGCAUCCGAUGCUAGGAAAGAAGGCAAUACGCCGAGAAGUAGUGCUAGCAACAUGGCACGGAGUCCUACAAGACCAAAAAGGGCUGCCAGACGAUUGGAUUAAUUCUCCGGGGGUUUUAGUGGGUAACCUAGAGACUUACGCGCCUAGAGAAAAUGGAUAG
Trametes versicolor FP-101664 SS1 is the source of this 1095-nucleotide messenger RNA. Its product is annotated as RnaseH-domain-containing protein. Lineage: Eukaryota; Fungi; Basidiomycota; Agaricomycetes; Polyporales; Polyporaceae. Gene Ontology annotation, molecular function: nucleic acid binding; RNA-DNA hybrid ribonuclease activity. The record is from RefSeq and is a predicted model, not a curated record. The transcript has a single exon. The coding region runs from base 1 to 1095 and encodes 364 amino acids.